UUUCAAGUGAAAUACUCCGACUCGAAAGUCUGCAAGAGUUUUUUGCUGGCCUGCUGCCCCCAUGAAAUUCUCUCGUCGACGUUCUAUUUCCAGAGUCUCUGGAAAAAGCAAUUCCAAUCAGAUCCAUUGUACAAUAUUGUUGCGAGUAUUGUCCGCUCAUAUGUCCGUGUUGUACUUGUCACUCUCACACGCGCGUUACUGUAAGUACUGAAAACGAGAAGAGGACGUACGUAUUACACCUACAAUUUGAUUUACCUUUACCAUAAUUCAAGUGCUAGAUAUACAUAUAUAUAUGCAUAUCUAUAUCUAUAUAUAUCUAUAUAUAUCUAUUAAUUCGACACGAGAGACGUGUAAAGGCGGGCGGUUUACCUCAGCCCCUCUACCGCUUUUUUUUCCGCAUACGGUGGUGAGGCUGAGCGAUAUGCCGAAAGAAUAAAUUCCCAGAUCCCCCCCGAAAAGGCCUGUAAACAGUGAGUCGGUGAGUAGCGUCAUGCUGAUUCAUGAGACGAUGUCUUAAUGUCGCUUCUUACUAAUAAUGCCGUUUACGGCAGGUAGGAAUGAGAAGUUUACUUUGAGAAUGUGUGUUGAGAGAAUAUAUAUCAUCCUGUGGAGGUAUGGGUGCAGGAAAUGAAGCAGUGAUCUGUAAGUAAAAGAGUUUGCGAAUUGCCAAGUACCAUACGACGCGUUCGCUGUAGCUGUUUCGCUGUCUCUCCUCGCGCGAGAGUUUCGCAUCUCAGGAGGGAAAGGGUGGGUGGGGGUGGAUUCGCCCUUCUCGAUGCCGGUCUAAGAGUUGAAAGAAAAACGAGGAAAAAUAAAUUUAACGCUCGUUUCGCUCGAUCCUCUUCGUCGCAGUUGCCGCUGCGCGGGUCGGUUUAGACUUCGUGAUCGGUGUGGAAUGUAAAUCUCUCGAUUGCACGGGACGCGGACCUUAAGUACGAUCGCGGCGAUCAAGGAGACGUGGUUUUGGCGCGGUUCCUCGGGCUCGCGCGGUAUUUAUCAGAUACCUUUGGCAAUUUGCAACAUCCAAACGUGUCUCGGCAAGAGAAAAUAUGAGUGGUGGCAUGACGCAGAGAGACGUGUGAUUAGGCGGAUUAGUACAACAAGCGCCAGAGUUCCAUUAGAAAAAUUUCCUUCGACCAUUGGAUGUGUACGUAUUGAAUCCGUUUUUUUUUUCUAAAGAAAAAAAUUCGUCUAGCAGCCAACGUAAGACACGAUUCGUGCCGUACGUAAAAUAGUAUAUUAAACCAUUAUAGGCUGUAAGUUCUCUUUCGUAGAAAAAGAAUGAACAUUAUGAAACUUAAGGUGUGUGCUGAUUAUAGCUUCAUUGCCAUCGCAUUCUCGUGUCAGGCGGAGAACUGUUGCCACCCUCGCAUGGACCUGGGAGAAUGCCCCCAGAUUCACGACUUGGCCCUACGGGCCGACUACGAGGCGGCGCAAAAGAAGAAAGAUCACUUCUAUGACAUUGAUGCGAUGGAGCACCUCCAGAACUUCAUCGCCGACUGCGACCGCCGUACAGAGCAAGCCAAGCAGCGACUGGCGGAGACGCAGGAGGAACUGAGCGCAGAGGUGGCGGCGAAGGCGAACAACGUCCACGUGCUCGCCGAGGAGAUCGGUAAGAAACUAGCCAAGGCCGAGCAGCUCGGCGAGGAGGGCUUUGUCGAGGAGUCGAUGAAGCUGAUGGGCGAGAUCGACGAGCUGCGCAAAAAGAAGAACGAAGCGGAACAGGAGUAUCGAAACAGCAUGCCGGCGUCGAGUUAUCAGCAGCAGAAGCUGAGAGUGUGCGAAGUUUGCAGCGCGUAUCUCGGCAUACACGACAAUGACAGACGACUGGCGGAUCACUUUGGUGGGAAGCUGCAUCUCGGCUUUAUCAAAAUCCGCGAGAAACUCGCCGAGCUUCAAAAGACCGUCGAGGAGAGGCGUAAGGAGAAGCGCGAGUCUCUGAUGGACAGAAGACGGGACAGAGACAGGGAGGACCGUGACAAAGACCGGGAUAGGGACAGGAACCGCGGAGGAUUGGGCUACAGGGACCGCGACCGCGACAGAGAUCGCGACCGCGACCGUGACCGCGAUCGAGACCGUGACCGUGAUCGCGAUCGCGACCGUGACCGCGAGCGUGAUCGCGAUCGUGAUCGUGACCGCGAUCGCGAGCGUGAUCGGGACCGGGAACGCAGGGACGGCGGCAGGAGAAAGUCACGAUCUCGCAGUCGCAGUCGUGGAAGAAGAUCAAAACGUUCCCGCAGUGGCAGCCACAGCCGUCGAUCUCGUUCUCGUCGCAGUGGAUCUAACGACCGUAAGAGAUAAGAGACAAGAUGUAUAAGGACUAUGCUCAAUGGUUUCUUUUCCUCCUUCACACGCGCACUCCCGUGUAUAAUGUACAACACCAAAUGCCGUGCGCACAAGACAUUUGCGCUGAUCGUCCGUAGCAAAUGCGAUACCCCAUUCUGACAUAAUCUUUGUACAUUACUUGUCACCUAAUCGAUAUGUUAACGCGAUAUACUAUUUAUGCCGAAGCUAUUCCUAUUGAGACAUGUCUUAAAUUUCAUUUAGAUCUUAUUCUCUAUGUAAUCUAGUUUGUCUUUUACAAAUAGUUUUAAUCUACUGUAAAUAAGAGUAGCUUAAGUACAACUUGUAUUAGCAGUUGUUACAUGUUUAUCAUAUUUGAACAUAUAUAAUAAUAAAUAGUAGGAGCAUCAAUAA
Molecule: messenger RNA, 2697 nt
Organism: Vollenhovia emeryi
Lineage: Eukaryota; Metazoa; Arthropoda; Insecta; Hymenoptera; Formicidae
Product: putative RNA-binding protein Luc7-like 2
Exons: 5
Coding region: 1282-2301 (339 amino acids)
Biological process (GO): mRNA splice site recognition
Cellular component (GO): U2-type prespliceosome; U1 snRNP
Molecular function (GO): mRNA binding
Source: RefSeq, a predicted model, not a curated record